AUGGUGAAUACUCAGAAGGGGUCUUAUGUGUCUCAGCAGUUUGAAGACGCACCUAAUGUCACCAUUUCUUCGCCUCCUCUGGGAGAGGCCUCUAGUAGGUUGCAGGAAUCUUUACGACCUGAGUCUGUGCCUGAAGUUGGUGAUUCUUCUGUUCCUGUUUCUCCUGCUAUGCAUGCACCUCGAGCUCCUGAGGUCGUUGUAUCGAAUAUGGAUUCAGAUGAUCAGGAUGAUAAGCUUCCUUCUGAUCCCCCGGGUUCCACUCACUCUCAAGAGAGUUCAUCAACAGAAGGGGUAUUCAUUCCUUCUCUAGGAGGCCCUCGACGUUCACCAGCUAUACCUUUAGGUUAUUCUCCUUCUGUUCACCCUUCUCGAUCAAAAUCACCUGCUUCAAAACCUGAUGCUGUGCCUGCACACAUUUUUGGUAAUACUACUGCUUCACAUGAGGAACAGACUGGUGUAUCUCAAAAUGAAGAUCAGUUUGCUUCGUUUAACCAAGAUGACAUACCUCCUGAAGACAUUCCUCCUCCUACUGAUGAUCCCACUGCUCCAUCAACUGAAGGAAGGUCAAAAUCUCCUAAGGUUUCUCAACCUCCAAAGAGAAAAACUCAACAAGUUAGGAGAAAUAUCACUACCAAAACAGGCAGAAAGAAAAUUCUUGCGAAUAUUUCAUUUGUUCCCAUUGAUGGAAUUUCUUUUCACCACGAGGAAAAUGUUCAACGCUGGAAGUUCGUGGUGCAGCGGAGAAUUGCCAAUGAGCUAAUUAGAGAAUUUAUUGUCAAUCUGUCUGAUGAGUUUAACAAUCUAAGUAGCCCUGAUUAUCAAACAGUUCAUAUUAGAGGGUUCAAAUUUGUGAUUUCUCCUACUAUGAUUAAUGGUUUUCUUGGAAAUAUUGUUGAUAUUGACUGCUCUCCAUCGUGUCCUCCUAUUGAGGUUCUAGCUACUAUCUUAUCUAGUGGGACCUUGUCCACAUGGCCUGUAAAUGGGAUUCUUGCAGCUGCUCUCAACAUCAAAUAUGUCAUCCUGCAUAAGAUUGACAUUGCUAAUUGGUUCCUUUCCUUUCAUGCCUCCAGUAUAUGUGCUGCUUUAGGUACAUUUUUGUAUCAAAUUUGUAAUGAUGAUAAAAUAGAUACGGGUGGAUUCAUUUACAAUCAGUUGUUGAGGCAUGUUGGCUCUUUUGGGGUUAAGGUUCCAAUUGCUCUUUCGCGGUUUUUCUCUAGUCUGCUACUUCACUUUAAUGGAGCUGUGCUUACUGCUACUGAUGCUCCUGAACCUGAACCUAAAACAAUUGCCUUUAGCUACAGACUCUUUCAAGGCAGUCAUGUGCCUGAUAUUGACCAUGAUGUUCAUCCGAAUUGUGGCCCACGUAUUUUUGACACUACCGACUGGGAUGAGUCUGCUGAAGGAUUCUACGUGGAUCGUGAGUUAGCUGCUCGUAUUGUUAAUUCUUUGAUUGUUGAAUCUCGAGCACUGACUAACUCCAUCAAUCUGUUGUCUAAACGUCGAUUAGAGGUUGAUGCUCUCAUUCGUCAUUCGAAGUCUUUGGCACCAUCUACUAGUCGUCAGCAGCCAUCCUCUGGUUAA
Messenger RNA from Cucumis melo (muskmelon), 1581 nucleotides. RefSeq lists its product as uncharacterized. NCBI's taxonomy places the organism in Eukaryota, Viridiplantae, Streptophyta, Magnoliopsida, Cucurbitales, Cucurbitaceae. The coding region runs from base 1 to 1581 and encodes 526 amino acids. The transcript is spliced from 4 exons. The record is from RefSeq and is a predicted model, not a curated record.